UUGACCAACAGUUCAGUCACAUUUUACCUACUGAAAGAUUUGCAACAAUGUUCAACCGUCAAGCAAAGAAAAAUCGAAUCGCUCCUGAAAAAGUUGAAGGAGAUAAGAGCAGACAGCGCUCCAAUGAGAGAGUCACCGUCUCAGAAGCGCCUGCCGCCAAGACCUCUGCGGAUAACUGCGACGGGAGGUGGUACAGAAAGUUCUGUCAACCCCUAAGCAAAGUUAAAAGUCUGUCAGUGACUGUGAAUAGAGUCAUCUUCUCAGGUGGUCCAGCAACAACCACAGCGCCACCUGAGGAGGACAAGCAGAGUACAAAGAAGAAAACAUCUUUCUGGGGACUGUUUAACUGCUGCAGGAGAAGACAUCGUGUGGCUCCAGUAACUCACGAUGAAGCUGAGCAGAAACAUAACAGCAGUUCUAUACAAAAUGACCAAGUGGUGGAGUUUAAAGGGCUCAGCGAUGAAGAGGAGGCCGCACUGGACGAAGCCAACGAAGAGAACAGGAAAGCAGCUGCCACAGUGCCUAAGCACGCUGUUUUUUCCUCCUUACUCGAAGACGCAGUAGAAAAGAUCAUUUGCAAGAGACACGGUGCAGUCAAUCAACAGAGCCUCACGGUUCUUCAUCCCUCCCGGCUUGGGUUUCCGAACCACUUCCAAACCUGCUAUAUGAACUCCAGCCUCCAGAGCCUAAUCACACUCACAGAGUUCAUCACCGAUAUCUAUAGCCACGAGGAUUUGUGGAAUCAUAUUCCUGUUGAGACUGAGCUGAUAAGACUUUUUGUAAACAUUGUAAGAUGUCACGGCUCCGAAGAUGGUCAGUACAAACUCUGGGCCCUCGAUAUGUUCAAGAAGGUCCUCUCUGUCCAGGCUCCUCAAUUUGCUGACAACUGCCAGAAAGAUGCCCAUGAGUUUUUAACAGCGUUCUUAAAUCAGAUGAGGAGUCUGGCUUCACCAUUGCAGAAGGUUGCAGCAUUCAUUGGGAGAAGCUAUAGCUGCCCUGUGGACAGAAACCUGGUGUUCAAAAUGAAAAACACCAGGACAUGCAAAAGCUGUGAUGCUCAAUCCAUCAGAGAGGAGGAGUUCACCAACCUCUCUUUGGAUCUGGUUCCUGGUGGUUCAGUACAGCAGAUGCUCAAGGAAUACCAGAUGGAGACAGAGUUGAAAUAUAAUUGUGAGUGUGGCUGCAACACAUCACUCCAGCGUUCCACCUUUCUAACCCUGCCCAGAUUCCUGAUUAUACACCUGAAGAGGUUCAGUUUCACUCCGUCGCUGCAGGUGGUGAAGCUGCAUGACCCCGUAGUGCUUUUCAAGGAGCUGAUGGUGACUACCAGCCAGGCUGAUGGCUUGUACAACCUGGUUAGUGUCAUCAGCCAUUUAGGCUAUGACGGGAACAAUGGACACUACAUCAGCGAGGGCGUGCACCCGGAGCAGGAGCUGUAUGUGGCAGAUGACCAAUGGCUCCACUAUAAUGAUGCCAAGGUUGUGGAGACAACUGGUGCUGCCGUUUGUAAGCGGGAUCAACAAACAGCCUACAUCGUUUUCUACCAAAGAUCGAUAUAGGCCGGUCUGGCAAUGGUGGGACCUACUGAUGACGUACUCCCAGGAUCAAACCAACAAAGACUGCACUUAAACAAACACUUGAACUGUCAGGAUCCUAGAUGAGUAGCCAUGGAGACUUCACAGACAUGCCUAUUAAGUCCCUCCCUGUUGCUGUGCUGCAGCAGGUUGGGAUAAACCACCAGCUCACCCUGUCUCCUGGAGCAGCAGUAGGUUCCCCCAGCCCUGCCUGUCUUUUGGCCAAAUCAGAACUCAUCUCCCACGUACAUCAUUGUCAAACUACAUGUGAUAUGUAGCCUACCAUUAUGACAUUGAGAUGAGUUGGUCAGAACUCAUCUCCCACGUACAUCAAUGUCAAACUGCAUGUGAUAUGUAGCCUACCAUUAUGACAUUGAGAUGAGUUGGUCAGAACUCAUCUCCCACGUACAUCAAUGUCAAACUGCAUGUGAUAUGUAGCCUACCAUUAUGACAUGGAGAUGAGUUGGUCAGAACUCAUCUCCCACAUACAUCAAUGUCAAACUGCAUGUGAUAUGUACCAUUAUGACAUGGAGAUGAGUGUGUCAGAACUCAUCUCCCACAUACAUCAAUGUCAAACUGCAUGUGAUAUGUACCAUUAUGACAUGGAGAUGAGUUGGUCAGAACUCAUUUCCCACAUACAUCAAUGUUAAACUGCAUGUGAUAUGUAGCCUACCAUUAUGACAUGGAGAUGAGUUGGUCAGCCUGGCUUUCUCUCUGGGAAAAGACUGCAUUGUAAAUAGCAUAGUAAAUUAAAAAAAACAAUUUUAAUCAAA
Perca flavescens (yellow perch) is the source of this 2347-nucleotide messenger RNA. Its product is annotated as ubiquitin carboxyl-terminal hydrolase 46-like. Lineage: Eukaryota; Metazoa; Chordata; Actinopteri; Perciformes; Percidae. Gene Ontology annotation, biological process: G1/S transition of mitotic cell cycle; protein deubiquitination. Bases 48 to 1559 code for a protein of 503 amino acids. The transcript has 16 exons. Gene Ontology annotation, molecular function: cysteine-type deubiquitinase activity. The record is from RefSeq and is a predicted model, not a curated record. Gene Ontology annotation, cellular component: nucleus; cytosol.